Molecule: messenger RNA, 1601 nt
Organism: Acanthisitta chloris (rifleman)
Lineage: Eukaryota; Metazoa; Chordata; Aves; Passeriformes; Acanthisittidae
Gene: PUS1
Product: pseudouridylate synthase 1
Exons: 5
Biological process (GO): tRNA pseudouridine synthesis; mRNA pseudouridine synthesis
Cellular component (GO): nucleus
Molecular function (GO): pseudouridine synthase activity; RNA binding
Source: RefSeq, a predicted model, not a curated record
GUUUGUACAAUGGCUGAGGAUCUGAGAGCUGCAGUUGCCAGUCAGACAAAGAGACUGAACAGCAGCACUGAGGUGGUUGAAAGGCCGGAGGAAAACGAGCAUCAAAACAAAAGGUUGAAGACAGAUGCAGAUGAGGAAGAUGGGGAGGAUCAGAGUAAGAAGACACCCAAAAGGAAGAUUGUGUUGUUGAUGGCAUAUUCAGGGAAAGGCUACCACGGGAUGCAGAGAAACGUGGGAUCUUCACAGUUCAAGACAAUUGAAGAUGACUUAGUGUCUGCCCUUGUCCAGUCAGGCUGCAUUCCAGAAAACCAUGGGGAAGACAUGAAGAAGAUGUCUUUCCAGCGCUGUGCUCGAACUGAUAAGGGUGUGUCUGCAGCUGGACAGAUUGUCUCACUGAAGGUCAGGCUAAUAGAUGACAUCUUAGAAAAGAUCAAUAAUCAUCUUCCUUCUCACAUCAGAAUUCUGGGCCUGAAGAGAGUCACUGGAGGAUUCAACUCCAAGAACAAAUGUGAUGCCAGAACCUACUCUUACAUGCUGCCAACAUUUGCCUUUGCCCACAAAGACCAUGAUGUGCAAGAAGAGCUUUAUCGACUGGACAAAGAGACCCUUGAAAGGGUCAAUAAGCUGCUCUCAUGCUAUAAAGGGACUCACAACUUCCACAACUUCACAUCUCAGAAGGGCCCCAGGGACCCCAGUGCCAAGAGGUACAUCAUGGAGAUGUACUGUGGAGAGCCCUUUGUCAGGGAAAACAUGGAAUUUGCAGUGAUCAAAGUGAAAGGUCAGAGUUUCAUGAUGCACCAGAUCAGGAAGAUGAUCGGGCUGGUGAUAGCUAUUGUGAAAGGUUAUGCUGCUGAGUCCAUCCUGGAGCGCAGCUGGGGGGAGGAGAAGGUGGAUGUCCCCAAAGCCCCUGGACUUGGGCUGGUUUUGGAACGAGUACACUUUGAAAAGUACAACCGGCGGUUUGGAAACGAUGGGCUGCACGAGCCACUGGAGUGGACAGAGGAGGAGGAGAAGAUUGCUGUUUUCAAAGAGCAGUACAUCUACCCUACCAUUAUCAACACAGAAAGGGAGGAGAAAUCCAUGGCAAACUGGCUAAACACCCUCCCCAUUCACGACUUCAACUCCUCUGCUGUGGAGAUGCAAACUAACAACAAGAGCUCAAAGAACAGCAGUGAUCUCGAGGGCAGUGAUGGUUGUGGUGAUGAUUCUGACUGAGCCAGAUGUUGGAUGUGGGACCCUUUGCUGCUUGCAGUUCCCUUUGUCUACAAAAAAAGUGGCCUUUCUAAACCCAAGAAUCCAGUAAAGCAGGAGUUUGCUGCUUGCAGAGCAAGAACUGGACACCCAGGAGAAACUGGGUGGGGAAGACAGUGCAGGAGGAAAAACAGAAGCUUUUUAUACCACUGACCCAUUCACCUGACUGAUAUACUUGAAAACAGUUUACCAAGAAAGAAGCUUUCAAAGAAUCUGGACAUGCAGGAUAUCUUAACUGCUAUUUGAAUAAUGUUUUUAUUAUGUUUACUUGGAAAAUAGUAUUUUAGUAUGUUUAAUCUCAACAUAAAGAUGGGGCAGAUCAUUUUAAUACACUCUUUAUUAUGAAGUUA